AUGAAUUUUGCAAAGAGACACGGCGAUAUGUCAAUGGACAUGGCGACAUCGACAAUGGCGAUGGCGAUGGAGACGGCGUCAGCAGCAAUGGACAUGGCGCACGCCCACGAGACGGGGUCAACGGAAUCGUCGUCCGGCAUGGGGAUGCACAUGUGGUUCACCGCCGAGUUCAAAGAUUACCCCGUGAUAUUCCGCAGCUUGGCCGCUUCCACCAAAGGUGAAGCGUUUGGCAUAUUCAUCUUGUUGUUCGUGAUCGCGUUCUUGGCGCGCUUAUUGGAGUUUGUCCGCAAUUACUUGGAAGAAGUUGUGUGGCACAAUCCGCAGUAUCUGGAGUUUGAUAAUGGCGUCGUGAACCAUAGCGCCAAUUUGAACCCUACUCAAACUCAAACGCAGAUUGGUGCUACAAGGACCAGUGGCGAUUUCUCGAUGGAUAAGACCUCGGGGGUUAAUGACGAGGCGCAUUCGCAGCCUACCGUGACUAACACCAAGACAAAUGUCGGCACGGCGAGCCGGGUGGUUAGAGAUGCCAUCAGAUUGGCCUUGUGCAUCAUCCCGGAUCUUUUCGGGUAUACUUUGAUGUUGGCUGCUAUGACUUACACUUUGACCUACUUCUUUGCGGUUGUGGUUGGUUCUGGUGUCGGUAGGUUCACAAGUGAGAGAUUGACUGAAAGGUUCAGAUUGAAAAGAAAAAUCCCUACUCGCUGUGUUUGCUAG
Molecule: messenger RNA, 714 nt
Organism: Lodderomyces beijingensis
Lineage: Eukaryota; Fungi; Ascomycota; Pichiomycetes; Serinales; Debaryomycetaceae
Source: the annotation of a GenBank genome assembly